AUGGGUCUCCUGGCGGACAUCCUGCUGCAUCCGGGCGAGCUGCUGCCGCUGCUGCGCGUGCGCAGGGAGGCCAAGGUGCUAGCAGCACAGACAUACGAGGACGAGGACGUGGCGUUCUGCUACCGCAUGCUCAACCGCCUCAGCAAGAGCUUCGCCUUCGUCAUCCAGCAGCUGCCCGCCGCUGUCCGCCACGCUGUACGCCCGGCCCCCUCCUGCCCCUCCCGCCUCCCCCGCCUCUUCUGCCUCUCCCGCCCCUCCUGCCCCUCCUGCCCCUCCUGCCUCUCCUGCCCCUUCUACCUCUCCUGCCUCUUCUGCCCCUCCUGCAUCUCCCGCCCCUCCUGCCCCUCCUGCCUCUUCUGCCCCUCCUGCCCCUUCUGCCCCUUCUGCCUCUUCUGCCCCUCUCCGCCCCCUCUUCCUCUCCUGCCCCUCCUGCCUGUCUCUUCUGCAUCUCGUGCCUUUUCAAUUGACUCAAAUGCCUCCCUCUCUUCAUCUUCACCACGGCCUGUGUUAUGUCCCCCCUCGAUCGUGUGCGUCUUCUACCUCGUCCUGCGCGCCCUCGACACCGUUGAGGACGACAUGGGGGUGGGCAACGCGGAGAAGAUCCCAAUCCUCAUCGCCUUCCACGAGCAUGUCACAGACCCCAACUGGACCUACGUCUGCGGGACCAAGGACUUUCGGAAGCUAAUGCAGCACCUGCACCACUUGCGCCGGGCACUCGAGAAACUCGACCCAAAGUACCGCAUGGUCAUCCUGGACAUCACCAAGCGCAUGGGGGCGGGCAUGGCCAUGUACAUCACCGCGGAGGUGGAGACAGAGCAGCAGUACCAGGACUACUGCCACUACGUGGCGGGGCUGGUGGGCAUCGGGAUGUCAGCCAUCUUCCACCACUCGGGCCUCGAGCCUCUGGCAGACGAGGACCUGUCCAACACCAUGGGACUCUUUCUGCAGAACACCAACAUCAUCCGCGACUACCUGGAGGACAUAGAGGAGGAGCCGGCCCCGCGCAUGUUCUGGCCGCGCGCCAUCUGGGGGAAAUACUCUCAGCAGCUCGAGGACUUCAAGGACGUGGGGGCGAACGGCACAGCAGCAGUGCAGUGUCUGAACGACAUGGUCACCAUCGCCCUCUCGCACGCGCCUCACUGCCUCUGCUUCCUCGCUCAAGUGCAAGACGCCCAGAUCUUCAGAUUCUGGGCCAUUCCCCAGGUGACGCCCUCCCCAGAUUCCCCAAGCGCUGUCGAGUCGAGUACAGCCAGUGCAAGGCUCGCCGCUGGGCCUGGUCACACCGAGUUUUGA
This is a messenger RNA of Closterium sp. Naga37s-1, 1293 nucleotides long. Lineage: Eukaryota; Viridiplantae; Streptophyta; Zygnematophyceae; Desmidiales; Closteriaceae. The record is from the annotation of a GenBank genome assembly.